UGUAGUGACAGCAUCUAGAAGACCACCUUUUUUGUAUAUAUAAAUGUCCCUUUAUCACCAAUUAUUACACAUCAACUUCUAAAACAGCACUAGAAUGGGUUAUCUUGGUACUGUGCUGCUGAGUUUUGUAGUAAUCUUUGUUAUUACAAAGAUAUGGCAACUGUUCAGGGUUUUAUUGUGGAGACCUUAUGUCUUAACUAAAAUGUUCGAGAAUCAAGGCGUUAAAGGGCCAAGUUAUAAGCUACUUUACGGGUCUCUCACCGAUAUAAAGAAGAUAAAAAAGGUUGCAAGAGAAAUGGUGUUAGAUGUAAAUUCUAAUGACGAUAUCACUUGCAGAGUUCUUCCUCAUUAUCAAAAAUGGUUAUCAGAAUACGGUGAUGCAGUGUUGUAUUGGAACGGUACGGAGCCAAGAGUCGUAGUAACAGAGCCAGAGCUGGCUAAACAAGUAUUAUCAAACAAGUUCGGGUUCUAUAUGAAACCAUAUUUUAAGCCUAUAAUACAGAAGCUCACUGGUAAAGGGUUGGUUUUGAUGGAAGGAAGAGAUUGGGUUAGGCACAGAAGAAUUCUUAAUCCUGCAUUUUCCAUGAACAAACUCAAGAUUAUGAUAAAGAAAAUGGCAGACUGCACCAUUCCGAUGCUCGACGAGUGGCAAAAGCUUGCGCUGCAAGAAACCAAAAAUUGCAAGAUAGAGAUGAAUGAAUCGUUUCAAAAGCUUACGGGUGAUAUAAUUGCCCAUACUGCGUUCGGAAGCAGUUAUCUGCAAGGAAAAGAAGUCUUUCAAGGACAAAAAGAGUUUCAAAAACUUUCCGCAGCUUCACUUACUGAUAUAAACAUUCCCGGCAAACAGUAUUUACCUACGGCAUCAAAUAUGAGAAUAUGGAAGCUGGACAGGCAGGUGAAGAACACAUUAAGUAGUAUAAUACAAAAUCGAUUAAAGGCAGGGUCUUGUUCUGAUGGGUGUUUCGGAGAUGAUUUACUCGGUCUAAUGAUCGGAUCUUCGAUACACAAAUCGAAUGAUGAGAAGAGCAAAAGUAGUGCAAGACUUAGCCUGGAUGAAAUAAUGGAAGAGUGCAAAACGUUCUUUUUUGCUGGGCAGGAGACAACCUCAAGUUUACUAACUUGGACUGUUUUCUUGUUGAGCAAACACCAAGAUUGGCAAGAAAAACUUAGACAAGAGGUGUUUAAUGAGUGUGAAAUGCAAGUUCCAGAUGCAGAUAUGUUGACCAAAUUAAAAUUUGUGAACAUGGUUCUACUUGAGGCGCUGAGGUUGUACUGCCCAGUAAUAGUAUUGGCUAGGAAGGCAACAGAAGAUAUGAAAUUGGGAAAUCUAACGAUUCCAAAAGAUACAUGUGUCACCAUUCCAAUUGUCCAAAUUCAGAGAAGCAAGGAAUACUGGGGAGAAGAUGCAAAUGACUUUAAUCCUAUGAGGUUUCAAAAUGGUAUCUCAAGGGCAUCAAAACACCCAAAUGCUUUGUUAGCAUUUUCGAUGGGUCCGAGAGCUUGCAUCGGCCAGAAUUUUGCAAUGUUGGAAGCUAAAACGGUGCUCGUACUCAUUCUUCAGAGAUUUUCAUUUUGCUUGUCCUCUCAGUAUAAACAUGCUCCGAUUGAUUAUCUUACUCUUCAUCCACAAUAUGGCAUGCCCAUUAUUGUAAAACCCUUGCAUUUUUAAGAUAGAUUGUGUUAUGUUAUGGGUAAAAUAUACCAAGUAAUAUUUGUUUUUGUCUAA
Messenger RNA from Mercurialis annua (annual mercury), 1726 nucleotides. Its product is annotated as cytochrome P450 709B1-like. Gene Ontology annotation, molecular function: heme binding; iron ion binding; monooxygenase activity. The transcript is spliced from 5 exons. The coding region runs from base 95 to 1669 and encodes 524 amino acids. NCBI's taxonomy places the organism in Eukaryota, Viridiplantae, Streptophyta, Magnoliopsida, Malpighiales, Euphorbiaceae. The record is from RefSeq and is a predicted model, not a curated record.